UGAAGAAUGUCUCUUGGACCUGGUUCUGGUUCUGGUUCUGGUUCUGAGACGAGAAAGAAAGGCUAUAAGACUGCAAUUGUGGCGGAAGAGGGUAGGAGAAGGAGGGAAGAGGACCUCAUCGGCAUCAGAAAAAAUAAACGUCGAGACGCUCUCCUCAACAAACGAAGGGUGACUCAUGCUGUCCCUUCCUACGAUACGCUUUUGGAAUUGGAAGCUAUUCCCGUGAUGUUACAACGUCUAUGUUCUCAGUACCCUGACUCACAAUUGGAGAUAACUUCUCACUUAAAUACUCUGUUAGCACUUGUUGAUCAACGCCCUCCUAUUGAUAAGAUCCUUACGGAAGGUAUUCUCCCUCUCUUUGUGGAGUUAUUGUCAAGGCACGAUGCACCCCAAUUGCAGUUUGAAGCUCUAUCGGUUCUAACAAAUUUAGCUUCCGGAACAUCUGAAUACAAAAGAGUUAUUGUUGAACUUGGUGUUGUUCCCACCUUGGUGAAUCUUCUCAGCAGCUCUAGUAGCAAUAAUGAUAUCAGAGAAGAGACAAUAUGCGCUUUAGGGAACAUUGCUGGUGAUUCCCCAAGCUAUAGGGAUUUUGUUCUUAGCCAUGGCGCUCUAUCGCCAUUAUUAUCUCAGUUGGAACCAGAGUCAUUACUUCAGUUGGAACCACAUUCAGCAUGGGCUAUGUUGAGGCUUGCUACGUGGUGUUUAUCUAUCUUGGUCUGUGGAUACCCUCCGGUAAAUUUUGAACAGGUGAAGUCUGCCUUGCCUGUCCUUCGGCGACUCAUCCACUCGACCGAUGAAGAGGUUGUAGCAGAUGCAUGCUGGGCUCUCUCUUACCUUUCAGAUGUCCCAAUUAACAAUAUUCAAGAUAUUAUUGAAGCAGGAGUUUGCCCAAAACUCGUGGAGCUUCUGCUGUAUCCAUCAGAUGCAGUUAUUGAACCUGCACUUAGGACUCUAAGAAAUAUUGUUUAUGGUGAUGAUGCUCAGACUCAGCAUGUAAUUGAUAGCCAACUGCUCCCGUGUCUUCACCAACUUCUUACACAAGAACACAAAAAAAACAUCAUUAAAGAAGCUUGUUGGACAAUCUCAAAUAUCGCAGCUGGGAAUAGAGCUCAGAUACAGGCCGUCAUUGAUGCCAAUAUUAUUCCUCCUCUUGUUGGUUUUCUUCUUCGUGCUGAGUUUGACAUCAAGGAGGACGUUGCCUGGGCGAUCUUCAAUGUCACUUCUAGAGGAUCUCAUGACAAUAUCAGGUACCUUGCAGCUCAAGGUUGCAUUAAGGCACUAUGUGAUCUGUUAAGCUAUCCAGACCCAAUGAUUAAUUCAAUUUGUCUGGAGGGGCUGGAGAACAUUUUAAGUGUUGGAAAAGCUGACAAGGAAAUGGGACUGCAUGGUAAAGGCAAUAUUUUUGCUCUAAGGGUUGAUGAAUGUGAAGGAUGGGAUAAGAUUGAAAAUUUGCUGACUCAUCAGAACAAUCAGAUUUCUGAGAGAGCUGCGAUGAUUGUGGAUAAAUUUUGGCGAGAGAAUGAUUUGGAAGAUAUGAAUGUUGACAAGAAUGAUGGGGAUGGUAGUGAGCAAGAUUUAUCUUUUGAUUUUUAAUU
Molecule: messenger RNA, 1595 nt
Organism: Glycine soja
Lineage: Eukaryota; Viridiplantae; Streptophyta; Magnoliopsida; Fabales; Fabaceae
Product: importin subunit alpha-4-like
Exons: 10
Coding region: 7-1593 (528 amino acids)
Biological process (GO): NLS-bearing protein import into nucleus
Cellular component (GO): cytoplasm; nucleus
Molecular function (GO): protein binding; nuclear import signal receptor activity
Source: RefSeq, a predicted model, not a curated record